Molecule: messenger RNA, 438 nt
Organism: Rangifer tarandus platyrhynchus (Svalbard reindeer)
Lineage: Eukaryota; Metazoa; Chordata; Mammalia; Artiodactyla; Cervidae
Source: the annotation of a GenBank genome assembly
AUGUUCCGUUACCAUGGAGUUGUUAGAAAAGGCAUUCAGGGAGGUCACGAGGCUGGACCAACUGGAAAUCCAGACACCUCUUCCCUGUGCAUGCAGUGUCUUAACCAAGGUCAUGCAGCAUGUUCUGUUUUCUCACUAGCUUCACACUGGACCGCGCUAAUUCUGAUUCCCAGAGCCUUACUUCCCCGUCUUUGGGUGGCUGUGCCUAUAUCCCUGCAGCAGACUCAGAUCACUCCGUGCAUCCCACUCUGUCGGAGCGGCAAUCCUCACCACAGCUUCCCUUCUGCCCAGGAGAGGCUGACUGUGUUCCCAGAGAAGCCAUCAGCAGCCUUAGCCUCUGGGUUUGUGAGUGAGCAGAAGACACUUAAAGGUCACAGUCCACUGAAGGCUGCCCCGGGAGACUGGACGGGGGGAAACUUCUCCCCGGUGACUUGCUGA